AUGGCGCUUUCAAAAGAGGAUUUAUCGCAGUUGUUACUAGCUCAGCAGCAACUCUUUGCAGAACAACAACAUAAGUUGUUGGAAGAAGCAAGAGCAGAUUCGGCUAGGAGAGAAGAGCUUCUAUUGAGAAGUCUGAGCCAGCUUCAUACGAAGAUGGAGGAUGAAACCGAAACUGCAUCGGAUUUGAUUUUAUCGGCGUUAUCAAAGCGAAUUCCAGAAUUCACGUUCGAACCUGAAAAUGGUUGCACAUUCCAUGUGUGGUACCAGCGAUUCGAAGACGUGAUGUCGCAAGAGGGAUCGAAACUGAAGCAGGAAGCCCAGGCUAGAUUUUUGAUAACAAAGCUAGAUGCAGCCUGUUACGCGCGAUUGGUAGAUAAAAUCUUACCAAAAAAGCCAACAGAAUUGAAUUUAAAAGAAGCAGUCGAGAUCCUGGAAAAGAUGUUUGAACAGAAAAUGACUACGUUCAGAAAAAGGUAUGACUGUUUCAAAGUAAUCAAACCGCCCACGCAAGAUUACGCUACAUUUUCUACACUGGUAAAUCGCAAGUGCGAAAGGGCCCAAUUGAAUCAGAUGUCAGACGAUGACUUUAAGUGUUUAGUCUUUGUUUCGGGUCUCCAAUCUCCAGAAGACGCAGAGAUGAGAACACGUCUUUUACGGAAACUGGAACAAUCAGAUAGAGUGACACUAGACGAAUUAGUGGCGGAAUGUGAACUGGUUUUGGCGUUAAAAAAAGACGCGAAGCUGAUCGAACAAUCAACAUCGCAGGUCCAAGCCAUAAAGAAAAACCAAAAACGUCGUUCCAAAGAGGUCCAAAGAAUGAGACCCAAUUUAAAAAGAAGAAAGCGGUGGAAUGCUUUGUCUGCGGCGGGGAACAUUUUGCACGAGAUUGCCCAGAAACUACUAAGCCAACGAAGGGCAAAAAGUUUCAACAUAAGGUUCAUUUUAACACCAAUAGAAAACAAACCAAUGCGGUUACGGGUUCUAAGAACUUAA
Molecule: messenger RNA, 993 nt
Organism: Daphnia carinata
Lineage: Eukaryota; Metazoa; Arthropoda; Branchiopoda; Diplostraca; Daphniidae
Exons: 1
Coding region: 1-993 (330 amino acids)
Source: RefSeq, a predicted model, not a curated record